This is a messenger RNA of Galeopterus variegatus (Sunda flying lemur), 609 nucleotides long. RefSeq names its product transmembrane protein 95 (gene TMEM95). The record is from RefSeq and is a predicted model, not a curated record. Gene Ontology annotation, biological process: fusion of sperm to egg plasma membrane involved in single fertilization. The transcript is spliced from 7 exons. Bases 19 to 549 code for a protein of 176 amino acids. Gene Ontology annotation, cellular component: acrosomal membrane; sperm plasma membrane. Lineage: Eukaryota; Metazoa; Chordata; Mammalia; Dermoptera; Cynocephalidae.
CACCCCUCAGUGAGCCUGAUGUGGAUUCUGGCACUAGGUGGGGUUUUCCUGGCAGCUGCCCAGGCCUGUGUCUUCUGCCGCCUCCCAGCCCACGACUUGUCAGGCCGCCUGACUCGGCUCUGCAGCCAGAUGAAGGCCCAGUGGAAGGAAUGUGAGGCCUCCCAGAAUUUCUCAGCCUUUGCCUUAGAUGAGGUGUCUAUGAACAAAGUCACAGAGAAGACUCACAGAGUCCUGAGGGUCAUGGAGAUCAAAGGGUCUCUCUCCGCUCUCCCUUCCUAUUGGCAAUGGCUUCAAAAGACCAAGCUCCCUGAGUCCACCAGGGAAGCUCUCUGUGCUCCCGCCUGCCGGGGCAGCACCAUCCUGUACAACUGCUCCACCUGCGAGGGCACCGAGGUAUCCUGCUGGCCCCGAAAACGCUGCUUCCCAGGAAGUCACGACCUUUGGGAUGCCAGGAUUCUGCUCCUCUCUGUCUUCGGGAAUGUCCUCCUGCUGGGUGUCCUGAGCUUCCUGGUGGAGUCCCGCCACCUCCAAGCAAAAAGUGACUUGUGAAGAGGCUGACAACCUCCCAGCCCCAGCUCUAAGGAGAUGUGCCCAUAACUUCCACAUCCC